Humulus lupulus (European hop) is the source of this 1698-nucleotide messenger RNA. RefSeq lists its product as uncharacterized. Lineage: Eukaryota; Viridiplantae; Streptophyta; Magnoliopsida; Rosales; Cannabaceae. The transcript is spliced from 3 exons. The coding region runs from base 240 to 1580 and encodes 446 amino acids. The record is from RefSeq and is a predicted model, not a curated record.
UGAAAUAGCAUGGUUCUCUCUCCCAAGACACGUUUCUUUCACCCCAUAAUGCGCCGCACUGCUCCAAGUUCAUCUAUCUCUCUUUUUUUUUUUUUCCAUCUUCAAAAUCUCACUUGGUAGCACAUCGAUCUUAGCCAGCAAAGGAAGUGGACGACCGGGCUAGUAGAUGAGGCGGAGCGCCGUUUACGCUACCGGAAGUGACGAAGAACCAUGGUCGUUGCAGGCAGAGUUUGGAUCUGAUGGAGGACCACGGUCCCGGAUUAUUGUUGACCAGUGACCACGUGCUGACUUCAGUUUUGGAUGAGGAUGCUGCUGGUAUUGGUCAAAGUCUAUACCCACUGCACCGUACUAAAACUCUUCAUCUGAUCUUUAAGCAGGUUUUUGAAGACUUUUGCCACAGUAAUGGAAUGAAGGCUAACUUAAGCAAGUCUCAAGUCUUCUUCAGUGGUAUCUCUGCUCAAGACAAACGCCAACUACAGCUUCUGUUAGAGUUAGAAGAGGGUUCCUUCCCCCUGAAAUACCUUGGAGUCCCAAUGAGACCCACUAAAUGGAAAGCGGCUGACUGCGGUGAAAUUCUUAAAAAGAUAAAGCUCAGACUUCAUACUUGGUCAAGUAGACAUCUAUCUUAUGCAGGGAGAGUUCAGCUCAUCACUUCUGUUCUUUUGGGGCUGAGAAAUUACUGGAUGAAUAUUUUUUUACUGCCUCAAAGUAUAAUCAAAGAAGUGGACAAGCUUUGCAUGUGGUUUCUUUGGGGUAAUGAUGGAACUAGGAGCAAAUUUCAUCUUACAUCCUGGUCUACGGUUUGUUUGCCUAAAGCUUUUGGUGGUUUGGGGUUUGGAGAAGGGUCUAAGUGGAAUAAGGCUUUGCUUGGUAAAUAUAUUUGGGCUAUUAGCCAUCAGCAGGAAGCAUUAUGGGUAAAGUGGGUUCAUGCAGUGUAUUUAAAGGGUCAAAACUUUUGGCAAUACCAUCUUAAGGAUGAUGCUAGUUGGUACUGGCGCAAAAUCUGUCAAUUACGUGAGAUGUUCUCUCAAGAGGAGAUUGAAAAGGCUGGUAGUAAUGGAAGGUUUAAAGUUAGACAGCUGUAUACUGGUCUGAUUCAGCUUAUCCCUGUCAAUUACAAGCAAUUUGUUUGGAACAGAGUGAGUGUUCCUAAGCAUAGGUUCAUCAUUUGGCUUGCAGUCAAUUCUAAAUUGCUAACUAGGGACCACUUACAAAGAGUGAUGCAGCUGGAAUCUUCUCUUUGCCCGGUCUGUGAUCAAGAGUUGGAGAGUCAUAGUCAUCUGCUCUUUGGGUGUUAUUUCUCUCAACAGGUUGUUCUAAAGAUUCAUGACUGGUUUGGCUGUUCUUGGCCUCUUAUAUACUCAGACUGGUGCAGAUGGAUUGGUGGUAUGAGUAAGGGGGUUAGAGCUUCAAAUGUGGCCGCUGUGUUAUCUGCUACGGUCUACUAUGUGUGGCAUAACAGAAACAUUUGUGUUGUUCAUAAUUACUUUCUUAGUAUUAUGGCUGUAGUUGAGUUGAUAAAAAAUGCCAUUAAGUGUAGACUGAGUGCGUUUUACUCUGAUGAUGUUGUAAAGUUGUGAGUUUUUUAGUGUUGUUUUUGUGAGCUGGUUUAUUCCAGUGGGUUUGUGUUGGCUGUAGCUUGGUUGCUUUGUGCUGUGAUCAAUAAAAAUUAUUUUUUCUUGAUCAGAAAAUUAGCAA